This is a messenger RNA of Oncorhynchus tshawytscha (Chinook salmon), 3166 nucleotides long. Its product is annotated as PDZ and LIM domain protein 5. The record is from RefSeq and is a predicted model, not a curated record. Lineage: Eukaryota; Metazoa; Chordata; Actinopteri; Salmoniformes; Salmonidae. Gene Ontology annotation, biological process: heart development; actin cytoskeleton organization; muscle structure development. Gene Ontology annotation, molecular function: muscle alpha-actinin binding; actin binding. Gene Ontology annotation, cellular component: filamentous actin; stress fiber; adherens junction.
AUGCGGAAGUCAUAGUUCCGUUAACUUCAGUUGAUUCCGUUUAGUCUGAAAUUUGUGGUAGCGGUAGAACAGUCACACGCUUUCACAUCGCAACACCUCGACUGAACAGUCUGUGCCUCAUCCACAAAAAGGAGAAUCAUGAACAGCAACUACAGCGUCUCCCUGGGUGGCCCCGCCCCCUGGGGCUUCAGACUGCAGGGAGGAAAGGACUUCUGUCUGCCCCUCACUAUCUCACGGCUGACCGAUGGGGGCAAAGCAGCCAAAGCCAAAAUGAGUGUGGGAGAUGUAGUUCUGUCUAUCGACGGAAUCGCCACCAACGGCAUGAACCAUCUGGAGGCCCAGAACAAGAUCAAAGCCUGCACUGACAACCUCAACCUCACCCUGCAGAAAGCUUCCAGUGUUCCCAAGGCUGAUACACCAAAGGACGAGCCACUGGAGAUCAUUAAGCCUGUGCCAAUCACCCAUCCAGCUCCGCCCUUCACCAGCCCCUCCCCCCAACCCGGUGCUGCCUACAACAAGACGGCCCGCCCCUUUGGCGGGGGCAGCAAUGUGGGUGCAGUCACUUCCUCCCUGACCGCCCCAAAGGUGGCCUCCAUCCCCUCUGCAUCGUCUGCUUUCACCCCCGGCCCCUCCUCCCAGCAGCCCCAGCCUCCCUUCCCACUAGCUAGCCGCUCCCGCUCCCCAGCCCCACCUAGCUCGGCCCCCCCCAGACCCGGCUCUGGCCGUUCCCCUACCACCCCCUCCUCCACUCCCUCCUCUUCUUCCUCAUCCUCCCCGGCCAGAGUGACAGCCCCCUCCUCCAAUCCCGGUGCUCCGCAGUCCUCUUGCUAUAACACGCCAAUAAACCUGUACUCCAAUGCCAAUGCCUGUGAGGUGGCCAUAGGACAGAGGCGGGGCCUGUUGGAAGCCCAGGGUGUGGUGGUCGACCAGAUCAAAGAACAGUUUAAUGGGAACAGAGUUGAACCAGAGUUGACCCACGCCUCGCCCCUCAGUGAGGCCAGUAAGAAGCGUCUGAUCGAGGACACAGAGGACUGGCAUCCUCGCACCGGAACCUCCCAAUCCAGGUCCUUCAGAAUCCUGGCUCAGAUCACCGGCACAGAGAAAGACCAAGCCCAGGAGAACAGCGCUGGAAAAAAUAAAGUUGUUGAGAAUGCCCCGCCCAGUGGCCACAUCACAACAUCAGUGAAGACCAUGACCAAAGUCCCAGGAGCCCCCAGGAAUGGCAGCAGUGUCCCGCCACCCACCUUCAAGACCCCGUCUGCCCAGGUCAAACCCUCCUGGCCAGCUGGAGGUUCAGCAGGUUUCUCUAAGGGUGGCGCUGCGCCCUCUUUUGGGAGGGUCAGCAACACUGCACCAGUACCCACAGUACCCAAAGUUUCUGACCGCCCUGCCCCCCAGGCGCACCCUAAGGACCAGAACUCCCUGGUACAGCGGGCCGAACACAUCGCAGCGGGAACACGCACCCCCAUGUGUGGCCACUGUGACAAGGUCAUCAGAGGUCCUUUCCUGGUGGCCAUGGGCAUGUCCUGGCACCCUGAGGAGUUUAACUGUUCCCACUGCCACAUGUCUCUGGUGGAGUCUGGCUUCGUGGAGGAGAGGGGAACAGUGUACUGUGCUCACUGCUAUGAGAAGUUCUUUGCCCCUACCUGCACCAGCUGCCAGCAGAAGGUCCUGGGGGAAGUCAUCAAUGCCCUGAAGCAGACAUGGCAUGUGUACUGCUUCCUGUGUGCGUCCUGCCAGCAGCCAAUCGGAAACAACACCUUCCACCUGGAGGACGGCCUGCCAUACUGUGAAAGAGACUACUAUCAACUCUUUGGUACCAGUUGCCAUGGUUGCGACUUUCCCAUCGAGGCAGGAGACAAGUUUCUGGAGGCGUUGGGAUUCACCUGGCAUGAUACCUGCUUCGUGUGUGCAGUCUGCAACACCAGUUUGGAGGGCCAAGCCUUCUUCUCUAAAAAGGACAAGGCUCUGUGCAAGAAACACGCCAAUACAGUCAAGAUCUGAUCCACCCCCAGGAGUGAAGAACAGAGUUGUUGAUAUUUUUGGUAGUUUUAAAAGAUUGAUUUACCUGAUUAUGACUUAUUAACAUAUGUUUGGUUAUGGGGAGUUAAGCUUUAUUUCAUCUUCUCUGAUGUAUCUGUGUGUGUGUGUGUGUGUGUGUGUUUACCGUUCACCGCUUGUGCCAUAUAAAAAAGGGGAAAAUAUUUUGCUAAAAUGAAGGUAUGAAAAAGUACCUAGUGUAUUUUCUACCGAUUUAGAUUCAUUAGAUAUUUGAAGAUUUGUUGAAGUCAGACAAAGUGCAUGAUGGGAGAAAGUAUGUUGACUUUUGAUUUUUCAUGAAAUAUCUGAUUGAAAUGUUCUUUACAUACAGUACAAGAAUAUCCUGUAGUUAGGUGAACACGUAAGGUAGUGAUACUCAAGAAGCGGCCCGGGGCCUCAUCAUGAUAUUUCUUGAAGCCCUCAACAUGAAUUUAUUUCAUAAAUGAAAAUCCACUACAUAUGAUACCUUAGCAUGUAUAGUAGUUAGUCUAAUUAAAGUCUUAUUUUAGCAUAUAAUGGGGACCUUAUCAAAUUAACAUUAAUCAGUGGACAUAUUCAAAUCAAUUAUCACCUUAUUGAAAAAUAAUGUGUUGUUGAGAACAACUACCCCCCCUCUCCCCUCAUCUGUCUCUGUCUGUCUCUCUCUCUGCUGGUCUGUUUGAAUCUGUAGACAGAUCUGUAUUUAUCCUGGUAGUAUAUUUAUUGGGGCUGGAGGGACGUAGGAAUGUACUGUAUUUUGGGCUUUCUAGGGUCAGUUGCACAUAGUGGUUUACUGACAAAGUCAGACGGUCAGGACAGUUAUUUUAUUUGCAGUAGGGGUUUUCUGAGUUUAUUGUUGUAUUGAUUUUUCUAAGUAUUUUUAUGGAUUAAAUUUCCAUACAUUUUUAACCUAAACUUAGACACCAUUUUUAUUUUGCUGCCACUGAUGAAUGCUUGCCUGUGUGGUGUUUAUUGGUGUAAUUCAUUCCAUUACCAAUCGUAUUUUCCAUGAUGUUACUCAUCCAAACUACAGAAUACAAAAUGUUACCAUUUUUCUCUACAUCUCUACAAUGUCAGUGUUAUUGUGAUUUGUAUUGGACCUUUGUUGGAAGAACAUUUUAUUGAGAAAUACAGUACAUUAAUCCAA